UUCUUACUGAUCUUCCCCUUUUCAGAUCCUCUUGCCGCUGAUCAACCAGUACUUCACGAACCAUUGCCUGUACUUCUUGUCCACCCCUGCCAAAGUCCUGGGUAGUGGGGGCCACGCUUCCAAUAAGGAAAAAGAGAUGAUAACCAGUCUCUUCUGCAAACUGGCGGCCCUUGUCCGGCACCGGGUUUCUCUCUUUGGCACUGAUGCUGCUGCAGUGGUUAACUGCCUGCAUAUCCUGGCUCGGUCUUUGGAUGCCAGGACAGUGAUGAAGUCUGGCCCAGAGAUCGUGAAGGCUGGCCUGCGCUCCUUCUUUGAGGGUGCCUCAGAUGACAUUGAGAAGAUGGUGGAAAACCUCAAGUUGGGCAAAGUGUCACAGUCCCAAACCCAGGUCAAGGGUGUGGGCCAGAAUAUCACCUACACCACUGUGGCCCUUCUGCCGGUGCUCACCUCCAUCUUUGAGCAUAUCGCCCAGCACCAGUUUGGAGACGACGUCAUCUUGGAUGAUGUACAGGUCUCCUGCUACCGAAUGCUAUGCAGUGUCUAUUCCUUGGGGACAACCAAAAGUCCUUAUGUGGAGAGGCAACGUCCACAACUUGGGGAAUGUCUAGCCCGACUGGCAGCGGCGAUGCCCGUAGCAUACCUGGAGCCUCACAUCAACGAAUAUAACCCUUACUCCGUCUACACCACCAAAUCGCCGAGGGAGCGAGCCAUCUUAGGCCUGCCCAACAGUGUGGAGGAAAUGUGUCCGGACAUCCCGGUUCUGGAGAAGCUCAUGAAAGAGAUCAACGGCCUGGCCGAAUCGGGGGCCCGCUACACGGAGAUGCCCCACGUUAUCGAGGUCACUUUACCCAUGCUCUGCAACUACCUUCCCCGCUGGUGGGAACGGGGCUCUGAGACGAACCCGCAGGGGCCGUGGUGCACGGAAGUGACAUCUGACCAGCUCAACACCUUGUUGGGCAACAUCUUGAAGAUCAUCGUCAAUAAUCUAGGCAUCGACGAGGCUUCCUGGAUGAAGCGAUUGGCAGUCUUUGCCCAGCCCAUUGUGAGCAGGGCCAAGCCGGAGCUUCUUCGCUCCCAUUUCAUCCCUACCAUGGAGAAACUGAAAAAACGCUCUGGGAAGGUGGUGGCCGAGGAAGGGCAACUGGAAUCCGGAGAGGCCAAGCUGAGUCAGGAGGGGGCCUUGAGCAGAAUCCGGGACGAAUUCUCGGUGCUUUGCCGAGAUCUCUACGCCCUGUACCCUCUGCUUAUCCGCUAUGUGGACAACAACAGGGCCAAGUGGUUGACAGAGCCGGAUGUGGAUGCCGAGGACCUGUUCCGGAUGGUCGGGGAGGUGUUCAUUUACUGGUCCAAGUCGCACAACUUCAAGCGGGAGGAACAGAACUUUGUGGUGCAAAACGAAAUCAACAACAUGUCCUUUCUCACAGCUGAUAGCAAGAGCAAAAUGUCCAAGUCGGGCGGCUCGGACCAGGAACGGACCAAAAAGAAGCGGCGCGGGGACCGCUACUCAGUGCAGACCUCUCUCAUCGUGGCCACGCUCAAGAAGAUGCUUCCGAUCGGCCUGAACAUGUGCUCCCCUACCGACCAGGAACUGAUCAACAUGGCCAAGAUACGCUAUGCCCUGAAAGACACAGAUGAAGAGGUGCGUGAGUUCCUCAACAACAACCUACACCUUCAGGGCAAGUGUGAGAACAACUCAUCCAUGCGGUGGCAGAUGGCUCUCUACAAGGAGAUGUCAGGCAAAGCCGAAGACUGCAACAAUCCAGAGAAGAUUGUCAAGCGGGUUCAAGAAGUCUCUGCCGUGCUCUUCCACCUGGAGCAGACGGAGCACCCAUUCAAGUCCAAGAAGGCUGUGUGGCAUAAGCUGCUAUCCAAGCAACGCCGGCGCGCCGUAGUUGCCUGCUUCCGUAUGACUCCUCUCUACAACUUGCCUAGGCACCGAGCUUGCAACAUGUUCUUGGAUAGUUACAAGACGUCUUGGAUCCUUACCGAAGAGCACCCCUUUGAAGACAGGAUGAUCGAUGACCUAUCUAAACCAGGACAGGAAGAAGAGGAAGAGGAAGAGGAGACUGAAAAGAAACCAGACCCUCUUCACCAGCUCAUCCUGCAUUUCAGUCGGACGGCCCUGACGGAGAAAAGGAUGGGUUGCCUGGUCGAACGCAUCUCCCCUUCUUGUGCCCAGUGUUGGAGAAUCCCCGUUUGCACUAACUGCAUCCUCCGCCCCACCCCGGCCGCCUUUUGCCCUUCCUCCUUUCCAUUGCCCAUGUGGCUCAUGCUAACGUUGGCCAGUUCUGUCUCUUCCUUUUCCCCCUGCCCUGUUCUAGGAGAGAAGGUGAUGUCGGACGACUUGUUCACCCAGGACCUCUUUCGGUUUCUGCAGCUCCUUUGUGAAGGGCAUAACAACGACUUCCAGAAUUACCUGCGGACACAGACAGGGAACACGACCACCAUCAACAUAAUCAUCUGCACCGUUGAUUACCUUCUGCGACUCCAGGAGUCGAUCAGCGAUUUCUACUGGUAUUACUCGGGCAAGGAUGUGAUUGACGAGCAGGGCAAGCGCAACUUCUCCAAAGCCAUGGCCGUGGCCAAGCAAGUCUUCAACAGCCUUACUGAAUACAUCCAGGGGCCAUGCACAGGGAACCAGCAGAGCUUAGCUCAUAGCAGGCUGUGGGAUGCCGUCAUCGGCUUCCUCCACGUCUUUGCGCACAUGAUGAUGAAGUUGGCCCAGGAUUCGAGUCAAAUUGGGCUGUUGAAGGAGCUGCUGGAUCUUCAGAAGGACAUGGUGGUGAUGCUGCUGUCUCUACUAGAAGGAAACGUGGUGAACGGCACCAUUGCUCGGCAGAUGGUGGACAUGUUGGUGGAGUCUUCCAGCAAUGUGGAGAUGAUUCUCAAGUUCUUCGAUAUGUUCCUGAAGCUGAAGGACAUUGUGGCUUCAGAUGCCUUCCGGGACUACGUCACAGACCCCCGGGGGCUGAUCUCCAAGAAGGAUUUCCAGAAGGCCAUGGACAGCCAGAAGCAGUACACCCCCUCUGAGAUCCAGUUCCUGCUCUCUUGCUCGGAAGCCGACGAGAACGAGAUGAUCGACUUCGAGGAAUUUGCAAACCGUUUCCAGGAGCCUGCCAAAGACAUCGGCUUCAACAUCGCAGUGCUGCUGACCAACCUCUCGGAGCACAUGCCUCACGACAACCGCCUCAAGACUUUCCUGGAGCUCUCGGAGUGCAUCUUGAACUACUUCCGCCCCUACCUGGGCCGCAUUGAAAUCAUGGGCUCCAGCAAGCGAAUUGAGCGCAUCUACUUUGAGAUCAGCGAGACCAACAAGACCCAGUGGGAAAUGCCCCAGGUGAAAGAGUCAAAGCGGCAGUUCAUCUUCGACGUGGUCAAUGAAGGGGGAGAAUCGGAGAAGAUGGAACUCUUCAUCAACUUCUGCGAGGACACCAUCUUUGAGAUGCAGAUUGCGUCGCAGAUUUCGGAGGAGGAGGGGCAGGAGGAGGAAGAGGAUGAGGAAGAAGGUGAAGGGGCUGAAGGCGGGGAAACUGAGAAGGUAUCGGCACCGUCGGAGGCAUCCUCAGCCUUUGGCGAGUUUGUGGAAAGCGUUGUCAACUUCUUCCGCAUGUUCACCUAUCGCAACAUCCGCCGGAAGUUCCGCAAAAUCAAGAAGAUGACAUUCAAGGAAAUGGCGGUGGGGGUGGCGACUUUCUUCUACACCAUCUUUAUGGGGAUCCUCUUCUUUGUCUACAACAUCUUCAAAGGCAUCUUCCUGCUCAUCUGGAAGACACUCUUUGGUGGGGGCCUGGUCGAGGAGGCCAAGAAGAUCACUGUGACCGAACUGCUGGCCAGCAUGCCCGACCCGACGCAAGACGAAGUGCAUGGAGAUUUGGGCCCCUCUGAGGAAGUUGAGCAGACGGCAGAAGAAGGGGAAGAAGUGGAAACGGCAGAACCUCAUAAGGAAGAAGUUUCUGCAGAGGGUGGUGAGGGCUUUGGAGCAGACAUGAAGAAAGAGCAUUUCCGGCCCAUGGGACCAGAUUCUGGCGGGCUUGGGGACAUGGGCGACACGACUCCCGUGGAGCCCCCCACGCCUGAAGGAUCUCCCAUCCUCAAGAGGAAACUUAUAGUUGAAGGGGAGGAGGAAGUAGCGCCGGAACCAGAGAAGAUUGAAGAACCUGCCGUGGAGCCCGAGAAAGCCGACGCUGAAAAUGGAGAGAAGGCCACCAAAGAGGAAGGAGAGGAGAAGAAGGAGGAGGAGGAGGAAGAGAAACCAGAGCCGCCUGCCAAGGAGAAAAAGAAGGUGGCCCAGCGGGAGAAGAAGGAAGGCGAAGAGGGAGGCAUGGAGUUUUGGAAUGAGCUGGAGAUCCAGAGGAUCAAAUUCUUGAAUUACUUGUCCAGGAAUUUCUACAACCUGCGCUUCCUCGCCCUCUUCUUGGCUUUCGCCAUCAACUUCAUCUUGCUGUUCUACAAGGUGUCGGACAGCCCCCCAGGUGAGGAGGAGUUUGAGGGUUCCGGGUUCGAAGGGGAGCUGGACGCAGGCUCUGGCUCUGGCUCUGGCUUUGGCGGGGACGACGACGGCGGAGACGGGAACGGGAACGGGGACGAAGAAGACGAGGACAGUGUGGUGUACUUCUUCCUGGAGGAGAACACGGGCUACAUGCAGCCAGCCCUGCAGUUCCUGUCCAUCGUCCACACACUAGUGUCCUUCCUGUGCAUCAUCGGCUACAACUGUCUCAAAGUGCCUCUGGUCAUCUUCAAGCGCGAGAAGGAGCUGGCCCGGAAGCUGGAGUUCGACGGCCUCUAUAUCACGGAGCAGCCGGAAGACGACGACAUCAAGGGCCAGUGGGAUCGGCUGGUGCUCAAUGCCCCGUCGUUCCCGAGCAACUAUUGGGAUAAAUUCAUCAAACGGAAGGUGCUUGAGAAAUACGGGGACAUCUACGGACGGGAGAGGAUCGCAGAACUCCUGGGGAUGGACUUGGCCAGCCUGGAAAUCACAGCACAGAACGGGAAGAAGCCUGAACCAGACAAGUCUCUUCUAACUUGGAUCACCUCCAUUGACAUAAAGUACAAGAUCUGGAAGUUCGGAGUGAUCUUCACAGAUAACUCCUUCCUGUACCUCUUCUGGUACAUGGUGAUGUCCCUCCUCGGCCACUACAACAACUUCUUCUUCGCCUGCCACCUGCUGGACAUCGCCAUGGGCGUCAAGACGCUGCGCACCAUCCUGUCAUCCGUCACCCACAACGGCAAGCAGCUCAUGAUGACUGUAGGGCUGUUAGCCGUGGUCGUGUACCUCUACACCGUGGUCGCCUUCAACUUCUUCCGCAAGUUCUACAACAAGAGCGAGGAUGAGGACGAGCCGGACAUGAAGUGUGACGACAUGAUGACCUGCUACCUGUUCCACAUGUACGUGGGGGUGCGUGCUGGCGGGGGUAUCGGUGACGAGAUCGAGGAUCCCGCAGGAGAUGAAUACGAACUGUACCGCGUCAUCUUCGACAUCACCUUCUUCUUCUUCGUCAUUGUCAUCUUGCUGGCCAUCAUCCAAGGUCUGAUCAUCGAUGCCUUUGGGGAGCUGAGAGAUCAGCAGGAGCAGGUGAAGGAAGACAUGGAGACCAAAUGUUUCAUCUGCGGAAUCGGCAGUGACUAUUUUGACACGACGCCUCACGGCUUUGAGACCCACACGCUGGAGGAGCACAACUUGGCAAAUUAUAUGUUCUUCCUCAUGUAUCUUAUCAACAAGGAUGAAACAGAACACACGGGCCAGGAGUCCUACGUUUGGAAGCUGUACCAGGAGCGUUGCUGGGACUUCUUCCCCGCGGGAGACUGUUUCCGCAAGCAAUAUGAAGACCAGCUGAGCUAGGCGCCCUCCUGCCCUUCACCGGGGGUGGCAUGGGGGGGGGGGACUGACCUGCUCUAGUCCACUUGCCUUGCCUUUGGACAUGGGGGAGGGGGGCUGUUAGGAUGCAGGGUGACAUACCUGAUUUGGCCUUUUCAAAAUAACCGUUUGGGGGUAGCAGAAGUGGCGGACGCACCCUCCUGCCCCAUCGUCACCACACUUUCUUCUGACCCCCGACCCCGCUCUCUGGCUACCUGGGAUGAAGAGACACGUUUUCCUGCCCUUUGGAGAAACUAUUGGAUGCCAGACCUCUCGGGCAAACUUGCACCUGGUGCCCCAAUUUAGCUUCACGUCUGGCCAGUAUUUCUUCGGGUCGAUUUCUGUCCUGCAGGGAGGGAAGGGGGUUUCCAUGCAAUAUUUCUUUUCCUGUGUCAAAGAGUCAGUUUAAAGUGCCUUUUAUAGUCUCUUGCCCCUAGAGAGGGGGGGAAGGCUUUGGUGGGGGGAGCCAGAAGCUGUUGACGAAGAGGAGGGAAGAUGUCCUUUGCUGCCGUCUGCCAAACGUCUUGCAAUCGAGGGAGGCCGCUGCCGGCUUGUGAGGGAGGAAGAGAGAGAGGGGGGGGGUCUUCCGGCCCAGUGAGGCUCCAGGUUCUCGGUGUGGGGGGCAAUGAUGCAGCUCCCUCCCGCCCUCGGCCAUCUCUCCCUGCGUUUCCCUCACCCUUAAGCUUUGUCUCGUGUGUGAAGUCAGUGCUGUUGGCGGGGAGGGUGCUUUCUCGAUUCCAGCGGCUUCGUUUUGCAGCUGGGUGGAAGCCCCGAAACAGAUGCUGCUGUCCGCGUGUGCGAAUGGAUGCAGGCGCCAGGUUUCGGUGCCCACCCGCCCGGCUGCUCUGGCACCCUCCUCUUCUGUCGCCAGCUGCUUGUGUCUGCCGUCACUGCCGUAGGAAGUUUUCAGCCGGGUCUACUUUUGGGGGGCAGCUGGGGGGACAGGCCCUGUUGUCCUCUCCCUCCGCCCGGCUUGUUUCCCUGCCAAUAAAACCAUAGAUUGCUGCAACCGG
Sphaerodactylus townsendi is the source of this 6867-nucleotide messenger RNA. Its product is annotated as ryanodine receptor 1-like. Gene Ontology annotation, molecular function: ryanodine-sensitive calcium-release channel activity. Lineage: Eukaryota; Metazoa; Chordata; Lepidosauria; Squamata; Sphaerodactylidae. The record is from RefSeq and is a predicted model, not a curated record. Gene Ontology annotation, biological process: transmembrane transport; calcium ion transport; intracellular calcium ion homeostasis. Gene Ontology annotation, cellular component: smooth endoplasmic reticulum; sarcoplasmic reticulum membrane; Z disc.